GCAUUCCUUUCUUCCAAUGCAUCCAAAGCACCACCACUACUAACUAAUCCCUCUCCCUCCCUCAAAGCACAACAAACAAUCCUUAAGAUCCUUCCCUUUCCAAUUUUUUUUUUUUUACAUUAAAGAAUAAUAAAGCUUUACUUUCCCCCUCUUCUUCUUCUCUCUCAACCAUGCGAGAAGUAGAAACAUCAUCUCCUCCUCAACUCUCCGCCAUGUUCCAAAAACUCGCCAUGGCCGUCAAAGCCAAAACCUACGAAUUCUUCACCGAAGACGACAACUUCUCCCUCCUCGACUCCUCCGAAGACUUCAUCACCGAUCAGAAAGUCGUCGUCCUCAAACCCGAUCCCAAGAUCAAAACUUUCGUCACGAAACUCGAUACCCAGAUGGGAUUAAACCUAAUCUCAUCGAUCUUCGCAACCCUUUCCUCUUUCGAAGCUUCUUACCUCCAACUCCAAGCCGCCCACGCGCCUUUCGCGGAAGAGACCGUCACGGCGGCCGAUCGAGCUUUGGUCUCAAACCUCCGGAAACUCUCCGAUCUCAAGCACUUUUACCGAACCCAUCUCGAAAGUUUCGAUCUUGACGCCGAUUUCGCUGUUGGGUCGUGUUUGGAGUCUAGGGUUCAGGAGAAUCAGAGCAAGCUUAGAGCUUUGGGGACGGUUUCUAACCGGUUACAAGGCGAGAUUGACGGGAAGGAUUCGAAGGUUUUGGAGUUGAGGAAGAGGUUAAGUGAGAUUCAGAAGCUUAACUCGAAGCUGUCGAGGAGGUUGUCUGAAUUUGAGAGUGGUGUUGUGUUGUCUGUUGGGGUUUUUGAGUCUAUGUUGUGUGAUGUUGUUAAAGAUGUGAAGAGGUUUAGUAAAGUUUUGAUUGGGUUGAUGGAGAAGGCAGGGUGGGAUUUGGGUUUAGCUGCUAGUUAUGUCUCUCCUGAGGUUGAGUUUGUUAAGAAAGGGCAUAAUCGGUAUGCUUUGUUGUCUUAUGUUUGCUUAGGGAUGUUUCGUGGCUUCGAUGAUGAUGAGGAUGAUGAUGAUGAUUCGUUGAUGCAACAUGUUUCUAGUAAUCCAAUGGAGAUUCUUGAGAGAGAUAAAGAGUGUGGGUUCUCUAGGUUUUGUGAUAAGAAGUAUCAUGAGCUUAUACAUCCCAACAUGGAGUCUUCUAUAUUCAGUAAUAUGGAUCAGACGGAAGCUGUGUUGAGUUCUUGGAGAUCUUUGAGUUCGUUUUAUGAGUCUUUUGUUACCAUGGCUAGCUCGGUUUGGAUACUUCGUAAGUUAGCGUUGUCGUUUGAUCCCGCGGUUGAGAUUUUUCAAGUGGAGAGUGGGGUUGAUUUUUCGGUUGUUUAUAUGGAGAAUGUGUUGAGAAGGAGACGAGAUAAGAAGUUUGGGAUGAAUCUUGGUCGAGAGAAAGUGGGAUUCACUGUGGUUCCUGGGUUUAAAGUUGGCUGCACGGUGAUUCAGUCUCAAGUUUACCUUACCGGCUUCAAAUGUAAAUGAAAGAGACCAAACCAAGUUUUUCCUCACGUGAAGGUGUUUCUAUGGACUUGGCAGCUAAAAGGAUAUAAGGUUUAAUUUUUUUAUUUAACGUUCUUACUUCUGUGAUUAACUGUGUUCUUUAAGUCUUGGUUUGUGUUCUUGAUUUACGUUUGAAUUGUAUAGAAAGCUGUGGUGAUUGCAGAAAAAAAGAAGUUAUUACAUUGUUUCUAUUCAUCUUAGUAAAGUUGUAACAGAGUGAUUAUCAAAGUGUUAGUUUUACUUUUACC
Eruca vesicaria subsp. sativa (arugula) is the source of this 1750-nucleotide messenger RNA. NCBI's taxonomy places the organism in Eukaryota, Viridiplantae, Streptophyta, Magnoliopsida, Brassicales, Brassicaceae. The record is from the annotation of a GenBank genome assembly.